Cryphonectria parasitica EP155 is the source of this 573-nucleotide messenger RNA. RefSeq lists its product as uncharacterized. Gene Ontology annotation, molecular function: peptidase activity. The record is from RefSeq and is a predicted model, not a curated record. The transcript has 3 exons. The annotation marks the transcript as partial. NCBI's taxonomy places the organism in Eukaryota, Fungi, Ascomycota, Sordariomycetes, Diaporthales, Cryphonectriaceae.
GCAGUUUUGGUGGCCACCUCGCUCAUCGAUAUCAACGGCAUCCAGGUCACCAAGCUGGCGUCCAAGAUCCUCGCCAGGCAUGCUGGCUUGUCGCUGGAGGCUUUGAGUCAUUGGGCCCUGGUGGUGGUGGACCGGGGCGAGGGGGUGUGUUAUUUGUAUGAUCUGAUGAGUGAUCGUGAGAGACUUGUCAUGAAGAACUAUCCGCGCUGCUUCCCUGUCACGGAGCAGAUGGUCGAGUCCUGGACAGGCUGCUCGUACAUUGGUGAGACGACUCGGACACAUGACCAGAUUCUGGAAUUGGCCGCGAGGUUCAUAUCCGAGCACCCUCGGUAUAAUCUCUUCUCGAACAACUGCCAGCACCUAGCGGAGCAGCUCGUGCGAGAACUCUGCAACGGCAAGGUGAUCAGCCAGGCCAACCUCGGCGUAGAGGCCAAGAUGCUCUCGACGAAACUCUCUUCGGCGCUUCUUAUGAAGGCCCAUCUCAAUUCGGACGCUCUUCGGGAGCUGAAGUCGAAUAUCAAGUCUUCUGGCGACCGUCUCAUUGCUGAGAGAGGAUCCAAGGUGGUCCCUUGA